CAUAAAUACCAGGCUGUUACUGUCGAUUUCUGCAGAGGUUCAGCCGCAAUCCUACUCAACACCUGCAAACCCUGCCAGUUAACAGGCUCCACUAAACUUCAACAUUCAUACUUAAACAUAUCCCCCAGAGAUAGUUACGACGAGACGAUGUGCAAAGUUUGGAAAGUUUUUGGCACGCUCCUUGUCGCGAUACUGGGUUGUGCGCGGUGUCUUCUCCUGGAUGAAGAACCUCUGUGUACGGCGAGGGGCCGCGCCAAGUACAGCCUGGUCUUCACGGGCAAGUGGAGCCGCACUGCCUUCCCCAAACAAUAUCCGCUCUACCGGCCUCCGGCGCAGUGGUCCCCGCUCAUUGUGGUCACCCACAGCAGCGAUUACCACAUGUGGCGGCUGGGCGAAUAUGCCAGUAAUGGAGUGCGGGAGUUUGUGGAGAAAAGUGAGGCCUGGCCGUUAAUGAGAGAGGUUGAAGCAUCAGGCGAGAAAAUCCAAAGUGUCUACGGAGUUUUCUCAGCACCAGCUGUACCUAGUGGUGUGGAGCAGACAUCAACUGAGUUUGAGGUGCAUGCCAGGCAUUCUCUUCUGUCCUUCAUUGCUCGCAUUGUGCCAAGCCCGGACUGGUUUGUGGGUAGUGACAGUCUGAAUUUGUGUGAAGGAGAUACUUGGAAGGAGCAAGUCCUUAUAAAUCUGUAUCCCUAUGAUGCUGGAACAGACAGUGGUUUCACUUUCUCAUCUCCAAAUUUUGCAACUAUUCCCCAAGAGACAAUCACUGAGAUAACGUCAAGUUCACCAAGUCAUCCUGCAAACUCAUUCUUCUAUCCCAGACUGAAGCAACUGCCUGCAAUUGCAAGAGUAACACUGACUAGGCUGAAGGAUAGCCAGUUAAUUGGGAUUUCUACAGUUCAAUCCAAUCUUUUUCCCAUAGGAAAUGAAAUAGAUGACUCUGUGUCAGAAACGCCACUGGAUUGUGAAGUUUCCACAUGGUCUUCCUGGGGCUUGUGCACGGGGAAAUGCACAGAGAUGGGGACUAAGCACCGCACUCGCUACGUCAGGUUGAAUCCAGCCAAUAAUGGUAAUCCAUGCCCAGCGCUCGAGGAGGAGGAGCAAUGUCUUCUGCACAAUUGUGUGUAACAGCGCCACCCAGUGGUGACAACCUUUGCUGGAUUUUAAGGACUGAAUCUUACCAAAGAUGGGAUACUCAUGCAAUACCAAUGAACUCAGUUGUUAAUAAUCCAGGUUUUUAAAUGCCAGCUGCAUUGACAGUUAUUCCAUGUUAACACUAUUUUUAUUCUGUCAAGUUUGAAGUUUGCUGGUUGAAAAAUUCAGUUUCUCUCUACUUUGUUUAGCAUCAAUAAUCCAGUAAUUAUUGUAAGCCUUGAAUCAAAACUGUAGUCAUCGAUACACAGUAGUAACCCAUCUCUUAAGCGAGCUCAUAGAUUAGAAUGCAGCUUUGAAAUCACUCCCAGCAUCUUGCAUUAUUUAUACUGUGCUCCAUUUCAAUUUACACAAACCUUUAGGUUCCUAUGCUGCUUUACGAUGUGGAUGGCAAAUAUGAUGCCAUCUAGAAUCUUCCUUCGUGAUGAUAUUUAUACAAGAAGAUUGAUGACUAUUUUAGUUUUAAUUUUAUAAUCUGAAUUUAAUUACCUGGCAAUAUGCAGUAGCUAGUUAAUAGUUCUAAGAUAAUAACCAAAGGAAUUAUUUGAAAAUAGUGAUGUUGAUAUGCUUUUGCCCAUGUGUUCUUAUUUAAGAGUUGCCUUGUUCUAUAAAUUAACUAGAUGAGUGAUUGGGUCUUAAGAGAUUGCAAUCACUUUUCUUAGGCAAACAACUCUGUGUACUAUUUGAAGACCUUGAACAUUAACAAAUAGCAGUGCCCUUGAGAAAGCAUUUUGACAUUAGCUACAAGCAUUUUGCCACACAUUUCAGUUCCCCUUUUACCCAGUUCUAUCUUUCGAGUGGAAGUCUAAUCAAAAUAUUACAAAAAAAAUGGUGCAUUAAUUAAUGGAACUCUUUCGGCCCAGCUUUUCUCUUUAUAAAUAUCUACAUUGCUCAUCAAGGAGAUUCAUGUGUUUCAAUGUAAAGUUUAACAUACCGUUUUUAAUUCUUUUUCUAGUGAAGUUGUCUCCAGAAAUGUUAGCACUAGUGUUAAUUAAAAUCAAAAGCCAAAAAAUACAAUAUGUAUAUAGAAAUAUAUAUAUAAAUGUAUUCUUGAUAUUAGAACAGUUUUUAAGUAUUUCUAUAAUCUAUUUGUAGGUCUCUCAAACCAAUUAAUGUUCACUGGAAUUUACCAAUUAUCGAAUGUUCUGCUGGGGAUCCAAUAUUGAAUAAAACGUAUAGAUUUGUGUGAUUGAUAUGUUGACUUAAGACAUUUUGUGAUGUCAUGAAAAUGAUUGGAUUUCAGAUAACUUCUUAGGAAAUUUGUAUUGUAAACUAAUAAUUUUAACCAUUGUUUGUGGGAUAGAGUAGUAUGCAUGAUUCUUCAUUAAGAGAGAAAUCAAAUCUGUGGAAGAGUCAUUUGAAUAUACAGUAUCUAGCUUCAUUAUCCAGCCAUAGAACAGAAAUGGUUAGGAUAUCAUCUUUGGGAUUUCCCAAAAUGUUUUCGUGUCAAUAAAUUGAGAAGCUCCUAAUGAGCACUCAUUCUUAUUGACUUGUUAAGGUACUUAAGAGAAAUUCAACAUGGUGGGAUGACCGGAGCCCCAUGUUGGUCAAUGUAGGUGUGGUUAGCACAUUUCUUUUUUUCUAAAUGAGACUAGUAAAACAACUAGAUUUGAUGAAAAUGUUAUAUUCUCUAUUUCAGAUUCUUUAAAUUGAACACAAUUUCUUAUACAGGUAUUCCAAUUACAAGUAAUUAUUUACAUUAACAUAAUCACUGUACUAUUCACAUCCCUGGUGAUUCUAGCUACUCAGAACUUGAGGGAAAAUUGAUGUAUUUGGUAUUAAAGUCCUACUUUGAAAGAGUAUCUCAAAUUAAUUAUGCAGCACAGAACAACAGAGUAUAAAGAAAUUUAUUUUGGUUGAGCAAAGUUUUUUUUUAUUGCUGGUACUGCUGAGUUGAGAACUUGUGGGGGCUUUCAAAAACUUGUAGGAUACGUGUGAAAUAUAUACAGUUUAAAAAAAUCAAAGAACUUCAGAUGUAAAUCUGAAACAAAAAUAGAAAUGCUAGAAACACUUAGCAGGCCAGACAGCAUCUGUGGAAGGAGAAAUUGUUAAUAUUUUGGGUCCACGACCCUUCAUUAGAACCAGUCAUACUUCUGACGAAAGGUUGCAACACAAGACAUUGACUCAAGAGGUACUGCAGAUGCUGGAAGUCUAGAGCGAUACACACAAUGUGCUGGAGGAGCUCAGCAGGUCAGGCAGCAUCUAUGGAUGGUAAUAAAAAGUCAACAUUGGGGCUGAGACUCUUCUUCACCUUCAUCAGGAGUCCUGAUGAAAGGUCUCGGCCCAAAACGUCGACUGUUUAUUCCCAUCGAUCGAUGCUGUCUGAUUUUGCUGAGCUCCUCCAGUACAUUGUGCGUAUUGCACAAGACAUUGUCUGUUUCUUCUCAAAACAAGACUAUACAAUACCGUUUUACCAUUUUUCUAAUUUUUGUUUUAAAUAUCCAUGCUGCAUGAGUAUUAUGCCAAACACAAGUCAUGUUUAUAAUGACUGCCGGUCAAUAUUUCAAUUGUGUAUUCUUUCCUGCCACAAAAUUUACUUUAUGUAAAAUAUAUAUGAAUAUUUUAUCUCCUUUUCUAAAUUGUGGCUCAAUGAAAUGUUGGGAUUGAAGCAUGGAGUGCAUUGGCAGAGCUUGGAUAUAUGGUACAUGAGCAGUAAUCUGCCUUUAUCUCUGGUAUGGAUAAUCUGCAGUGAAUAUUAGUUCAUUUUAUGUAAACUGUUACUUCUCACUUCAUUCACCCAUAUAAUACCAGAGCACAACUGUGAGAGCAGGUUGUAUUAACAGUUUCAAUUUAGAAGGGAUAGAGGAUUGUUUUAAUUUGAUGGUAUUUAAGUUGAUCAAGGAAGUUUAAUAGCAAUAUUUAAAGCAAUCAAAGGGUUUACUAGCAAUAGGGAAGCUCUGCCAUCGGAGAAAAAAAAUCCUUGACCAUUAGACAAUUGAGAGUUUAAAUCAGGAAGGAUAUUUUCACACAAAGCAGCUGAGAUUUGGAAAAUUCCAUCUAACAAUUGAGUCAAUCGAAAUGUUCAAAGCUGGGAUUGCUUGCUUUGUUAAGUGUGGUGUUGAAGGAUACUGACAAAGGCAGGUACACUGCCAAUGUGAUCUGACUGAAUGUAAGGUGCUCAAUGGCCUGCUCAUGUUCCUUUGUUCAGAUGUACUCUUAAUAUGCAUGAGUGAUGCUGUGCUUGGAUUUGUAUUUUGUAAAAUGGAUGCACAAAAUCAAUUUGCACUUGCACUUAGGAUUCUUAAUUUUGAAUUUUUGCAUUGUGCAUAAUUUCAAUUCAAAAAGGACUACUAGAACAGAUAUUGCCACCAUUAGCUGAUAUCUUCUGCUUGUGUGCCACAGUCUGUACUUUCAAAAGGCACUGUGUUCGCUGUUUUCCAAGUUCUUUAUUUCCACUGAACAUGUAUUUGUAUAUACUUGACUGCUUGUACAUUGUUGUAUUUAAUUCUAUAGUUGCAUAAGCGAAUAUCUUUUGUACCUGUUUGAAUCAAAUUAAA
Molecule: messenger RNA, 4646 nt
Organism: Mobula hypostoma (lesser devil ray)
Lineage: Eukaryota; Metazoa; Chordata; Chondrichthyes; Myliobatiformes; Myliobatidae
Gene: spon2b
Product: spondin 2b, extracellular matrix protein
Exons: 6
Coding region: 148-1125 (325 amino acids)
Biological process (GO): cell adhesion
Cellular component (GO): extracellular matrix
Source: RefSeq, a predicted model, not a curated record